GAUUUUGAUAUAUUGUAGGCAGAAUCUGAUAUCGAGCAAGAUCCAGUUAAUUUCAGGAAUGAAACUUCUCUACCCAUUUUGUGUGUUGAGGAUGGGAUGGUGAUCUUAAAGUUUUCUGAAAUCUUCGGCAUCCAUGAACCUUUGAGGAAAACAGAGAGAAAGGACCAGCAUAGACAUUCUAUAAGUAAAGAUAGGGUCAAAGUUGCAGACUCUGUUGAUGUUGAAGAGGAUGAGGAGGUAUUUCUGAGGAGCUCUUGUCAUGAUUUCUCUAGGAUUAAAUAUCCUAUCUCAACUGUCAGCGAAGUGGAUGUUGAUAUUCACCAUGCAACCUCUGGUGUUGAAGAACAAAUGAAAGACUCGUGUCUUUUUGCACAACCAAUGAAGGAUGAUGAUUUUACGAUGGAUGUCUUUGCAUGCCAAUGGUCCUCUAGGAGUCCUAACGUCUAUCCUCUUGAUCAGCAAGACUGGGAAGAUGCAAUUGUUUGGGGAAAUUCACCCACAGCUAGUCAUGGGUGCUCAGAGAGUUGUGUGAUAUCUGAACUUAGUGCAGGAAUUAAUACUGACGCUGAAGUAGAAGAUAGACAUGCACAUAAAACCAUUGAGUGUGACAAUAAGGAUAAUCAUCUGCUUAUUGAUCCGGUUUUAGUCGAGCCAUUUGGUUCAAAAAAAGAAGUUUCAGAAUCAACAUGCCGUUCCUCAUAUUGUGAUUAUCACCCUCAGUUGCUGAGGUUAGAGUCCCUCCAUGAAAAGAAUGAUGUGCCUUCUGUAGAAAUGGACAAGGAGAAUCAAACUGAAGGAAGCCGCAGAGGUGACAUAAUGCAUCGCUUUAAUAAACUUUCCUUGCAGAAUAAGGACUUGUUAGAUGGAUCUUGGCUGGACCAAGUUAUCUGGGACCCUGAUGAUGCUAUUCCGAAGCCAAAGCUCAUUCUUGAUCUUCAAGAUGAGCAAAUGCUCUUUGAAAUUUUUGAUCACAAGGAUAGUGAACAUAUUUGCUCUCAUGCUGGUGCUAUGGUGAUGAUGCGCCCGCCAAGUUAUUAUCUAGGAGAUUCUUUUGAUCUUCAUAAUCAGGGAAUGCCGUCUGUUGGUCGCUUCAACAUUUCUAAUGACAAAUAUUAUUCUAACAGGAAAACCUCCCAGCAGGCAAAAUCUCAUACAAAAAAACGAUCUUUCCAUGGGAUUAAGGUCAUGCAUUCAAUUCCUGCUUUGAAACUACAAACUAUGAAGCCCAAGUUGAGCAACAAGGAUAUUGCCAAUUUUCACAGACCUAAAGCAUUGUGGUAUCCUCAUGAUAAUGAAGCUAUGGCCAAGGCAAAAGGAAUGCUUUGCACAAGUGGGCUCAUAAAAAUUAUAAUUAUCAGUUUGGGUGGAGGAAAAGGGGUAAAGCUUCAUAUUAAUGCAGAUGAAACUUUGUCUACUAUCAAAUCGAAAGCAUCAAAGAAACUAGAUUUCAAACCUUCAGAAAAGGUGAAGGUCUUUUAUUCUGGAAAAGAGCUUAAGGAUGACAAGUCCCUGGCACUCCAAAAUGUACAUCCAAAUUCUGUGCUUCAUCUUGUGCGCACAAAGGUUCAUCUUUGGCCAAGGGCCCAAAAGUUGCCUGGUGAGAAUAAGCCUCUGCGUCCGCCUGGGGCUUUUAAGAAGAAAUCUGACUUAUCUGUGAAAGAUGGGCAUGUUUUUCUGAUGGAGUACUGUGAAGAAAAACCUUUAUUGCUUGGAAAUGUUGGUAUGGGGGCUAGAUUGUGCACUUAUUACCAAAAAAUGGCACCUGGUGACCAAACUGCUUCAACGCUUCGAAAUGGCAAUGAUGGCUUGGGGACUGUUCUCCCACUUGAGCCUUCCGAUAAAUCUCCUUUUCUUGGGGAUGUGGGUCCUGGUUGCAGCCAAUCUUGUCUUGAAACAAAUAUGUAUCGUGCACCGCUAUUUCCCCACAAGUCAUCUUCCACAGAUUAUCUUUUAGUUCGCUCAGCAAAAGGGAUGUUGUCACUUCGGCGCAUUGAUAAAUUAUAUUCUGUUGGACAACAGGAACCUCACAUGGAAGUAUUGUCACCAGGAUCAAAAAGCAUUCAAACAUAUCUUCUGAACAGAAUGUUAGUAUAUGUCUACCGAGAGUUUCGUGCCAAUGAGAAACCAGAUAUCCUUCCUCUUAUUCGGGCUGAUGAUUUGGCGUCAAAGUUUCCUGGUCUGACAGAUGCUAUUGUACGUAAACGAUUGAAGCAUUGUGCAGACUUAAGGAAGGGGAAAAAUGGUAUGUUAGUUUGGGUUAAAAGACAUGAUUUUCGUAUUCCAUUGGAGGAUGAAUUGCGAAGAAUGUUGUCACCAGAGAACGUGUGCUCUUAUGAAAGUAUGCAAGCUGGCCUAUACCGGCUCAAACGCUUAGGAAUUAGCAGGCUUACCCAUCCUGUUGGCCUUUCUUCUGCAAUGAACCAGCUGCCUGAUGAAGCUAUUGCUCUAGCUGCUGCAUCACAUAUUGAAAGGGAACUGCAGAUAACACCAUGGAAUCUUACCAGCAAUUUUGUCGCUUGUACAAACCAGGAUAAGGAGAAUAUUGAGCGAUUGGAAAUUACAGGUGUUGGUGAUCCUUCUGGUCGUGGAUUAGGAUUUAGCUAUGUUCGUGCGAUUCCAAAGGCUCCCAUUUCAAACACAACAAUGAAGAAAAAGGCAGCUUCUGCAAAAGUAGGUUCAACAGUCACUGGCACAGAUGCUGAUCUGAGAAGAUUGAGUAUGGAUGCUGCACGUGAGGUAUAG
This is a messenger RNA of Asparagus officinalis (garden asparagus), 2742 nucleotides long. Its product is annotated as transcription initiation factor TFIID subunit 1-like. The transcript is spliced from 9 exons. Lineage: Eukaryota; Viridiplantae; Streptophyta; Magnoliopsida; Asparagales; Asparagaceae. Gene Ontology annotation, molecular function: histone acetyltransferase activity; RNA polymerase II general transcription initiation factor activity; RNA polymerase II general transcription initiation factor binding. Gene Ontology annotation, biological process: RNA polymerase II preinitiation complex assembly; transcription by RNA polymerase II. Bases 97 to 2742 code for a protein of 881 amino acids. The record is from RefSeq and is a predicted model, not a curated record. Gene Ontology annotation, cellular component: transcription factor TFIID complex.